This is a messenger RNA of Penaeus vannamei (Pacific white shrimp), 2779 nucleotides long. NCBI's taxonomy places the organism in Eukaryota, Metazoa, Arthropoda, Malacostraca, Decapoda, Penaeidae. The record is from RefSeq and is a predicted model, not a curated record.
GAGUGCAGCGGCAGCGUCUCCGUCGACAGGCUGCUGUGGUCCCUGCAGGAGAGGAUGCAGGGGGGGACCAGCGCGCCCCAGUGGUCGGCUGCCCUCAAGAGCUUCAAGACGUUCUCCUGCACGGCGCGGAGGGACGGGAUGUAUCCGGACCUGGCGACGGACUGCACGCUCUACUAUAGAUGCCUGGACGGGGCUGUCUACUCGUACUCGUGUCCUUCGGGUGAGGGACUCGGCUACGGGAGCGAAUCCUGUCGACCCGCCGCCGAGGUCACGUGUCCUCGCCUGCCUCCAAGCACACCUCCUUGCCUCAACCAGACCAAUGGCUAUUACCCCGAUUAUACCCAGGGGUGUCGGGGGUAUUAUAGGUGCGACAACGGCAGCGUCAACGGCCGAUGGUUCUGCGAAAACUCCGGACUCUGGGACGUGGCCACGGGGUCCUGCGGCUCGGGGUCAGGCCUCACGUGCACCCCGCCCUCCUGCUGGGGUCUCCCGGACGGACCCCACCCGACCCCGGCCUCCUCCUGCACCGCCUACUUCACGUGUCAAGCGGGGGUCAGGACGGAUCACGUGUGUCCGUACGGCACGAUUUUCGACUACUCGCUCAAGCGGUGUGUCCCGAGCUCCUCCUCCGUGUGCUACGAGCAGGCGUGCGAGGGGCGCGUGAACGGAUUCCACGCGGCGCCCCACGCCUCCUGCCGCGCCUUCUUCAGGUGCUUCAACGGCGCCCUGGUCGAACUGCAGGAGUGCCCUCGCCACCAGAUCUUCGACGGGCAGCGGUGCGUCUCGGCCACGAACUUCUCCUGCUGGGGCGAGGGGCGCGGGUCGUGCGAGGGGCGCGACGACGGCCUCUUCGCCGCCUCCGACUGCCGCGGCUUCUUCCGGUGCCGCCACCAGCAGUUCAUCCGCGCCUUCCUGUGCUCGCGCGGCCUCGUGUUCAACGGGCGCGAGUGCGUGGAGGACACCAACGCCCUGUGCACGUCGCAGGCGCCGCGCCCCGACUGCGCCAACAAGAUCGACGGCUACUACACGGUGGAGAAGACCGGCUGCAGGACCUUCUUCUCCUGCCGCGGCGGCAGGAAGAUAAGCGAGCACACGUGCCCGGGCACCAACGUGUUCAACGGCGAGCAGUGCGUGGACCCCGUGCUGUACCCGUGCCCCGCGAGCCGGCCGCCGCUGGCGCCCCUGGCGGCCAACCUCACCAACCGGGUGGCGCGCUCCCUCUCCGCCGACGCCGACUGCGCCUCGCGCCCCAACGGCUACUACCUCGACGUGCCCUCCCGCUGCACGCGCUUCUUCUACUGCCACGAGGGCGCCAAGCAGUUCGUCAGGUCCUGCCCCCCCGGAGAGAGGUUCAACGGCCUCGGCUGCGUGUCCCAGGACUCCUACAAGUGCCCGGUGAUCGCUGGCGCCCCCGAGUGCCUUCUGCGAGGCGACGGCGUGUACCAGGACCUGGAGAGCGGCUGCAGCUCCUACUACCAGUGCUUCUCGGGGGUCAAGAUCGAGUUCAAGUGCCCCGAAGGACGCCUGCACAGCGGGAGGGCGUGCGAGCCGGCGGCGCAAGUGUUCUGUCCGGCGGCGACGCUGUGCUCGCACCAGCGGCUCAACGCGACGCUCGUCGACACGGACCGAGGCUGCCAGGGCUACUUCCGGUGCCAAGAGGACGUGCUGCUGUGUGCUGCGCGUGCGCGUGCGCAGGGGGGCAGGUGUUCAACGGGAAGGAGUGCGUGCCCCACUUCUUCUACACGUGCCCGGCGCGGGUCAGCACCGCCUGCCUGGCCAAACCCGACGGUCUUUAUCAGGAUCUCUCCACCAGAUGUCGCUCCUUCUACGAGUGUCGCGCGGGGGAACGAGUGUCGACGCGGACCUGCGGCGACGAGGAGGUCUUCAACGGCGAGGUCUGCGUUCCGACGGCCAGCUACGUGUGUCCUGUCGACGGGGCGAAGGAGUGCGGAGCCGGGCGCAAGGGCUUCGUCCAGGAUAUCCAGUCGGGGUGCAGGAGGUACUACUACUGCUACGCCGGCAAGAGCUUCGCCCGCGAGUGCCCGGCGGAGCGGGUCUUCAACGGCCACACCUGCGUCCCUUCCGCGCAGUACAGGUGUCCUUCUGGGCCCAAGGGGGAGCGUCCUCGCUGCAGCGGCCCGGACGGAUACUACCCGGACUUGCACACUUCCUGCAGGAGCUUCUACUACUGCCGGGACGGCCUCAGGAUUAAUUACACGUGCCCCGAAGGCGAGGCGUUCAACGGCGUGCAGUGCGUGCCGGAGGCGGCGUUCACGUGCUCGAGUCCCUCUUCGUGCCAGGGGAAGAUCAACGGCUUCUACCAGGACGUGUUCGCCGGCUGCCGCAAAUAUUACUACUGCCACGGCGGGGUCAAGUACGCGCACACGUGCCCCGGGGAGCAGGUGCACAACGGCAGGACGUGCGUCCCGGCGUCUACGUACACCUGCCCGAGCCCCACGGACGACCGCGACUGCGUCGGCAAGUUCUCGGGUCUCUACCCGGAUCUGUCCUCGCUCUGCCAGGUGUACUAUCAGUGCCAGGGAGGCGUCAAGACGCAGACGCUGGCGUGCCCGCAAAGCCAGGUCUUCAACGGGUACAAGUGCGUCCCCUUCUACGAGUUCUCGUGCUCGUCCCUCGGACUAGUCUCGCCCUCCUCUCCGGCCAGGCUGGAUCUCCCUCCCGAUCAGCUGCUAGCAGAGGUCGGGGCGCCCGUGGCGAAUGCUCUCCAGGUUUCACUUGGGGCGUCGGGGCGCCCUCCUCCCUCGGCACAGCACUCGGC